CAUCUCUCCACACUUCGCCUUCUAGGCCCGUUCUCCACUCUCCACCCUUCACCCUCGCGCUUCUCCCGCUCGUCUUCUCUCCCUUUCACUCCCCAACGCUCUUUCCGUAGAUCUGGAUGCCUUUUUGCCAGGACACGCUUCUGAGCAAUUUACUCCCUUCCUCCUUGCAUUCAUUCCAUAUUCCAAUAUUAGCACCCCAUUAAACGAACCUCACCCCCUACACCCUCGCCCCAACCCCAACUCUCCUAACAACAUUCGUUACAGCCCUUACUCCGUACUUCAAAUACGUCCUCCUAACAGCACAAACCAGCCAUGUCUUCCACAGACACAACUCCUCUCCUCAGUGGCCACCAUCCACGGCGCGCCUCCAUACCCAGCAGCCACAGUGUUGGUUCCUCCUUCCCAAACUCCUACAGUAAUCGCAACCUGACCUCUGGUCUUCCUAGCAAUAGCAACAACAACAACAAUCAGCGACACUGGUCUGAAGAGACUGAAGACAUCUCUGGCCCAGACCCAAGCUCUUACGGCCACCAGAAUACCGGCGCUGGAUACCGUCGUAGAGGACCUCCUCCACCGAUCCAUCAUACCUCGGAUCUUGACGCCCAGCGGUUCUCGGGACAGGAUCGACCGACGGGAUUACAGCGACUGCUCUGUGGUUGCUGCUGUCUGCCCUGUCGACGGGCGCUGUUCAAUUUCAAGAACAACUACUCGAGAACUGAAAAAUACGCCAUAGCUAUGGCCGUGGCGUUCUUUUUCUUGGCGGUUGGGUUCUUGUGCGCGUAUGUGCGUGCCAAAGAGGCCCUGCCCGAGACUGGAAAGAAUGGAAUUUGCACCUCGCGAGAGUGUACGAUCGUGGCUGCCGAUAUUCUGAGGGACAUGAAACCUGGAGUGGACCCUUGCACGGAUUUUUUUGACUUCAAUUGCGGUGGAUUUAUAAACCGGGUGGCGAUCCCAGACGACAAGGCUCAAAUCGGAUACUUCAACCUGGUCAGAAAGCAAAAUCAGGAAACUAUUCGCGGUAUCCUUUCACCAGAGAUCAACAAUGUCCAGAGGACCAAGGACGAUGCCUCGAAGCGCAACCUGAUCAAACUUCAGUCAUUGUACGAGAGCUGCAUGGAUGAGAAAAAGAUGUCCGAGGUUGGCGUCAAACCCCUGGCGGAUCUGGUUCAGAAGAUGGUCAAGGCCUUCCCUGUCCCCUCUAGUGUCAUCGAUACUAACGCCCCCAUGAAGUCUUUCCAGAGCAGGAUUCAGAACCUGAAUAAUGUCAACACACGCCCCAAGACUAUCACCACCAGCUCCAAGGUCAGGAAUUUAGACGUGCAGCGGAUCCAAUUAGUGCAGGACGCGGAAGAGGAGAACGAAGACCAGAUUCAGUCAUCCUACCGCGGCUCCGCACUUGAUGAGGUAUCAGAGCAGCAGGAUAUCCCCUCACGCGUGGACACUUUUCUGGACAACGACGAAAUCAGCAAGCGUGACGAUGCAGGAGCAACAGCACAUUUGGCCCGGGCAGAAAGAGAAGAGUUGGCACAGGUGAUCGCUCAAUUGGCAUGGCUCGGCGUUGCGACCAUGGUGGAGUUCGAUGUCGACUCGGAUCCCAAAGAUCCCGAGAUGAACGUCUUCAAGCUGAGCGAAAGCGGACUGGGGCUUCCUUCGAAGCAGUACUAUGACGAGGAGAAGAUCGUGGCCGUCUACCAAAAGGCUGUCGAGGAGAUGUUCACUAUCGUCUUGGGCAAGGGCAGUAGGAAGGGAGAGGAUAAGGAGCAGCUCGGACCUAUUGUCUGGCCUGAGGUGGCCAAGAAUGUGGUCGAGUUCGAGAAGCUGCUCGCCGCCAUCUCGAGCGACCCAGAGGACCUCGACAACUCGGAGCUCACUUACAAUCCACGCACUCUAACCCAGAUCUCUGAGUUGGUUCCUACAAUUGAUUGGUCUUUGGCUCUCGAGAAACUGCUUGGAACUGGUGCCACGACCCCUAACCCGAUCAUCGUCUCUAUGCCCGAGUAUCUCGAGAAACUGAAUGCGCUUCUGAGAGACACUCCAGCGCUGACGCUUCAGAACUAUUUUGCAUGGCGCAUGAUCCAGCGACUCUCGCCGAACCUUGCGGUCGAGUAUCGUAAGCCCAUGUUGGAACUCAGGGCGGCUUUGCAGGGUGUGUCUGCAGAUCUGGUGACCCCCCGCUGGGAAACAUGUGUGGAUGUUGUCGACGGUGCUCUCGGUGCGAUGGCGGGCCACUACUUUAUCCAAAAGGCGUUCAAGGGCGACAGUAAAGAAAUGGCCGACAGCAUCAUCAGCUCGCUGCGCACAGCGUUUGUGAAGGGACUCUCAAAGCUGGAAUGGCUCGACAAUGAGACACUUUUGAACGCAACCGAGAAGGUUGAUUUGUUGGUACAGAAGAUUGGAUACUCAGUCGAGUCGCCAAAUAUCCUUUCAUCAGAAUCGCUCGAGGACUACUUCAAGGAUCUAGGGAUUGACAAGGCCGACUUUUUCGGAAACCAGAUCCGGGCGAGGACAUGGGAUAUGCAGCAGAUGCUGAGCGACUUGGGUAAGCCUGUGGAUAAGGCCAAGUGGCUGAUGAACCCUCAGACCGUGAAUGCGUACUACAAUCCGAGCGCGAAUGAGAUUGUCUUCCCUGCGGGUAUCCUUCAGCAACCGUUCUUCCAUGGGGAUAACCCAGAGUACCUAAACUACGGAGGCAUCGGUGUUGUUGCUGGACAUGAGCUCACUCACGCCUUUGAUAAUGAAGGACGAUUGUACGACGCUCGCGGCAAGUUGAAUGAUUGGUGGUCCAACUCGACGCUGCAGGAGUUCAAGGAGAGAUCACAAUGCUUUAUCGACCAAUAUGGAAACUUCACGGUCAAAGAUCCUCAAGGUCGUGAGAAUCAUGUCAACGGUAAACUCACUCUGGGUGAGAACCUUGCUGACAACGGAGGACUGAAGAGAUCUUUUGAUGCAUGGCAGACACGUUUCAAGUCGGAUCCUCGUGGCAACAAGCACAAGAACCAUUUGCUCUCAGGUCUUGAAGACUAUACGCGCGAGCAACUGUUUUACAUGUCCUUUGCUCGUGUCUGGUGCUCGCAGCGUCGUCCAGCUUCUGCUAUCGAAGGACUCCGAACGGAUCCGCAUGCGCCUGCACGAUGGCGCGUCAACGGAGCCGUUCAGAACUCCAAGCACUUUGCAGAAGUUUUUAAUUGCAAACCCCGCUCACACAUGAACCCCGAUACAAAGUGCGAUCUAUGGUAGGAGCGCGGUUCCCCCUCCCCACCCAAAAAAAAAACCUAGACAAGUGAUUGGAAAGUAUUUCUGAUUGAGUAAUUGUUAAUUGUGCCCGAUG
Gamsiella multidivaricata is the source of this 3328-nucleotide messenger RNA. RefSeq lists its product as uncharacterized. The coding region runs from base 313 to 3237 and encodes 974 amino acids. Gene Ontology annotation, molecular function: metalloendopeptidase activity. Lineage: Eukaryota; Fungi; Mortierellomycota; Mortierellomycetes; Mortierellales; Mortierellaceae. The record is from RefSeq and is a predicted model, not a curated record. Gene Ontology annotation, cellular component: plasma membrane. Gene Ontology annotation, biological process: protein processing. The transcript has 9 exons.